This is a messenger RNA of Heterotrigona itama, 1147 nucleotides long. The record is from the annotation of a GenBank genome assembly. Lineage: Eukaryota; Metazoa; Arthropoda; Insecta; Hymenoptera; Apidae.
AUGAAUUUGCAUGAAAAUCUGAAGUCUGGUUAUGGAACAGAGAAAUGAUGAAUUAACAUAACAAGUAGGCUGCGGAUUUCGUGCAUUUGUGAAAAAUUGCGAGUAGCAUAAAUGUAUGUACCAAAUGCGUAUAAUAUAUAAAAAUACCUAUGCAUAUAAAAUAUUCAAAAUAAAGUAUGUCAUAACAUAUAGCAAGAUAAGAUAAAUUUCUUUUAGGUUCUGUUUCUUUAGUGAUGUUCACUAAAAUGCAUAAAACCCGCGUUAACGAGGCGAUGCUCGACAAAUCUAUCAAGUAAUCUAUCAAUUAUUUAAUCCUGUUUGCAGAGGGUAAAGUGGAGGUAUCGCGUGAUGGCAAAUAUUUGAGCACUCUGGCGCCGGGCAAGGUACUCGGCGAAUUGGCAAUUCUUUACAAUUGCAAGAGGACCGCAACGAUAACAGCAGCCACAGAUUGCCAACUAUGGGCCAUCGAUCGACAAUGUUUCCAAACGAUCAUGAUGAGGACCGGCCUUUCGCGGCAGGCCGAAUAUACAGACUUCUUAAAGAGACUUUUUACAACAAUGGGGAUUAUAUAAUCAGACAAGGAGCAAGAGGAGACACAUUUUUCAUAAUAAGCAGAGGACAAGUUCGGGUGACGAUAAAGCAGCCCGACACCCCCGAGGAAAAAUACAUUAGGACAUUGAGCAAGGGCGAUUUCUUCGGUGAAAAAGCACUUCAGGGAGAUGACCUGAGGACGGCCAAUAUAAUCGCUGACGAUCCGGAAGGAGUGAGUUGCCUGGUGAUAGACCGUGAAACGUUCAAUCAACUAAUCUCGUCCCUGGACGAAAUUCGUACGCGGUACAAAGACGAGCUCGUUGAACGUAGAAGUCUAGUAAUUAAUUAUCCAAUAGAGUUUGAAAACAAUUACUCAUGUAUUUUAAGGGACAAUCCUGCGGAACGUCUUGGUUAUCAAAAGGGUGGCAUUAGUGAAAUACAAAAACACAAAUGGUUCGAUGGUUUUAAUUGGGAAGGUUUAAGAGCGAGAACUCUCGAACCUCCAAUCAUGCCCAGAGUUCAAAAUGCCACCGAUACAACGAACUUCGACGAGUAUCCUCCGGAUUCAGAUCCACCACCUCCUGAUGAUUUAUCCGGCUGGGAUAAUGAUUUUUAA